Molecule: messenger RNA, 8912 nt
Organism: Styela clava
Lineage: Eukaryota; Metazoa; Chordata; Ascidiacea; Stolidobranchia; Styelidae
Product: mediator of RNA polymerase II transcription subunit 23-like
Biological process (GO): regulation of transcription by RNA polymerase II; positive regulation of gene expression
Cellular component (GO): transcription regulator complex; mediator complex
Source: RefSeq, a predicted model, not a curated record
CGGAUUCAGUCUCUGAUUCACCAAACAACUGUUCGAUUUUUGUUUGGGUUAUGUUUAAAUCAGUGUCCCAAUCGGCGGGAACAUCACUUUCUCUACGUGAUCUACACGUAUCUACAGUACAGUACGAUAAUGGCAAAUAAAUAUUCUCAACGCAGCGGGAAUGUCAAACGCAUGCUGAGCUGUCGCAUGUGCAUGUGCUUGCACGAAAUCGUCCUGCAUUGGAAUGUGCAUGCGCGAGCGCCGCACGUUUCAGAUGUUUAAAACCACAUUUUCAAUACCGCAUUUCUCAGACCUCGUGUAUAACGCGCAGCAUUGAUUUUUGCCUAAAAUUCAGUUCAAAAUUUUGCGCGUUAUAAUCGAAUAAAUACGGUAUUUGAUUGAAAUUGUCGAAAUUCUAAUUUAUCUGUAUGAUAACUGGAUUUUUUAAAUUAAAAUACUCGUCUAGUUUAAUAUUUAAUUCAAUUUGGAAGAACCAUUUAAUUUGGUUUUGGCGUCGCAGGAUAUUUAAAUUUUGAACAGCCUACUAUUAGCUUACUCAAUAAAUCAUUCAAGCAAAUUUAUGUCACUACAGUACAGCACACUAUACAAAUCGAGUGACAUUGUCCUGUUUCAGAGAAACCCAUUUUACCGAUGAUCAGACAGUCCUCCUUUGGCAGACGUCUGGACAUUGUUGUCCCUCAAUAUCGGUAAAAAUGCAGUAUAAUGAAGUUGGCGCAAAAUACUACAAAAAAGCGCAAUCUAAAAACGUCAUCAUUGAAUUUCUCUGGAAAAAAUAAUCCAAUUUACCGAAGGGAAAAAGUUUUUUACCGUGGCAUUCGAGAGUUUUUAGCGAAAAACGGCAAUUUUGGUCACAUGGCGGCCGCGAUUAAUUUAGAUUACUAUUGAGACAAGCAUGGCGUGAUAUGACGCAUCCGACGUGGUGCCCUCUUUUGUGAGACACAUGGAGUGUAUGUUUUAUUGAACAAAUUGGAGGGAAAUUCUAUGAAUUUGGAUAUUGUGUCGUAUUGUACUACUAUAUUGGCGCUUCUUUUAUUUGCCACAUUAAUGUCAUUCUUUUUCUGUAAUCAAUACUGUAGUAAUUCUUACCAAGACAUUUAAUAGGCCUAUAUAAAAUAAUCCAAUUAAUAUUUCAGUAAUACUUAUAGAGCCAUUAUUUACUGUAUAUUGGAUUUAAGUAAUGUCAGACUUUUGCUGAAAAUUUUCCAUUCAAUGAAUUUUUUCUAAACAAGGGAAUCAACAUGUCUAUUGAUAGUAGACUUGAAAAAGUUUUCGACGACGCAUUGAAGACAGAUACAAUAGUGAAUGUUUUUGCUGGAUUUGUUCGUUUAACUCCAGAAGAUCAUGACAAACGGCUCCGUGCAUGCCUUUCUCAAUUUCAAGAAAUGACCCGAGAGAUUGCGCCCGAAGAUUGUGUGUCUGGUUUGUUGAAUUUUUUCCAUAAACAAACUGUUUUACGUCACAUAAAUUUUGUAGCGGACAUGAUCAAAAUUUGUUUGAAGGAUUCGAUACUACCUACCAAAACAGUUCUGCAGCGUUUAAUUCCUCAUGAAAUGUUGAAACAUAAUCGUCGUGUUCAUUGGUGCAAAACGUUUGAAAUUUUAAAGGAAUAUAUUCAUUUAAUUGAAUAUAAAGGAUGUCGUGAUAUUCUGCAUCUAGUUCUGUUGAAGUUGAAAAAUGUACCGACAACAUCUUGGUCUGAAAUGACAGAACAAAUGAAUGCUAUAAUUGAUGUAAUUGAAUACCUAUUAGAUCCAGAAGCUUGUCUAUUACCAGGGUAUUUAGCCGUUAAUGAGAUUCGUCAAUAUUCUGGGGAGGACCAACCACCCGGUCAUUGGAGUCUAUCAGGGAAAGUCGCGGAGUUUGUAGACAGAUUUCGUGCAACGGCGACCAUGGUUUCCACAACAGGACGGUCACAUCUUUUGCCGGUUGUUUUUCAUUUUUCUGUUCCGUUAACGACCACUUGGAAACUUGAUCAUGAGACUUUGAGAUUCACAACGAAAGGACAACUUCCGUAUGAUAAAAGUUUAUAUCAACGCCAAACGAAGCUCUUGAGAUACAUUCUUGAGCAGCCGUAUUCAAGAGAUAUGGUGUGUCAUGUUCUGAAUCUUCAAAAACAGCAAAAGCAAAGAUGCGAAGCGUUAGAAACAGAACUGGUUGAUUUAGUUGUCAGCACAAUGGAACGAACUAGUGAAAUCGAAAAUUUAGAUGAAAAGGACGAUGCUUAUCGUAUAAUACAUUUACAAUGGCAACAUUUAUCAAGUCAGGUGAUCUACUUUGUUCUUUUGCAAUUCGCAGUUUUCCCAAGAAUGGUUGAAAAUUUUUAUCAGAAACUUUCAUCAAGAAAUGUCAAAAAUGGACGUGAUCAUUUGAUGUGGGUCUUGCUUCAAUUUAUUUCAGGAAGCAUUCAAAAAAAUCCACUUAGCGAUUUUCUUCCGAUUAUAAAGUUGAUGAAUUUGUUGUAUUCUGAACGUCAACCUCUUCCAGAACCUGAUAUAACGAAGCCGUUCAGCACACACAAGUUUGCUGCAAUUUGCAUUUUAAUGCAUUUGAACAGGAAAGCCCAGAGUGAUAAUCAACAACAAGAAAAUGCAAGUUCUAACAGCUCUUCGGGGUCUAUUAGCACCACGUCCAAAACUGCACAAUUUCAACAUUGUGCGAUACCAGUAUCAUUACAAAAACACCACGAGUAUUUGCAGCGUUGUUUGGAAUCAAAGAACAACAGUUUGCAAGACUAUGCGAUCGCUCUGAUAUGUAACGCUUGUAGCACGACAACAGAACUUUUCAACGGACCUAUUAACUCUCUAGUUGACAGUAUUUAUGGAGAUUCGACCACGACACCUUUACCCGGAGAAAACUGCGUAGCUUUUGCUAAAACAACACCACUUUCAAUGAGUCUCCUCGAUUCUUUAACUGUUCACACAAAAAUGAGUUUGAUUCAUCAUAUUGUGGUCAAAGUUAUGAAUUUGGCGCAGAAUAAUUCGAACGUGGCUUUGUCACCUGCAGUGGUAGAGACGUACAGUCGAUUGUUGGUUUACAUGGAAACGGAAUCGCUUGGGGUCAAAGGUCUUAUUAGUCAAGUAUUUCCGAAAGUUUUACAAAAUAACUCACUCGGUAUUUUGAAUACUUUAUUGGAAAUGUUCAGCUAUCGUUUGCAUCAUAUUCAACCUCAAUAUCGCAUCCAAUUAUUGACAAAUUUACACCGGGUAGCAGCAGAGCCUAAUACUGAUCAUAACCAGUUACAAAUUUGCGUAGAAAGUACUGCAUUACGAAUGAUCACAGCAUUGUCCAACGCAGAUGUUAAACCACAAUUAUCACGAUUCACGAGUGAACCGAAACAAAUAAUUUCCAAAGAAUCGGAGGAACUUAACCGUGCAUUAGUGCUCACACUUGCAAGAUCAAUACAUAUCACAGGGGCCGAGACAAUUUCUGGAUCGUGGUGUAACGAUAUUCUGAAAGCAAUUUUGGAAGAAACUCCACAUAGAUGGGCUUCACAUACUUUGAAAUGUUUUCCACGUAGUUUACAAAUAUUUUAUCAACAUAACCAAAUCGAAUGUACGAAUAAAGAAACGUUAAAAAAUAAUGUCGAAGACGAAUAUCGAAAAUGGGGCCAAGUUAUUAGUAAAAGUGCCCAACCUGGCAAUUCGAAUAGCAACAGCAAUGCAGCAGUAAGCGAAAGUGACGCUUUAGCGUAUUUCACUAUGGAUGGCUCACCUCCGUUCUUUCUGUGUCUGUUAUGGAAGAUUCUAACUUUAGACAGAAAGCCUUCACUGGUUUGUCACAAUAUUCUAACUGUCAUUGGACGUCGAAAAUUAUCAACACAUGUGCGAACUUUUUCAGAUUUUUUGGUGCACGAGUUCUCACUAGAUGGUGGUAGUCAUGUAAAACGAUACAUUCCAAUUGUGCGAGAUAUGAUUUUGAAAUAUAAUCUGGUAUUUCUGGACCAACUAAUUUUAUGCUUGGCUUUGCGUUGCAAUGAAGGAAAUGAAGCGCAGGUUGCUUUCUUUAUUAUUCAGUACUUGUUGAUGAAGCCGGAUGAUUUCCGUGCGAGAGUUCAUUCAUUUGUACAAGACACAAAAUCUGCGGAACAUUGGACGCUAGAUGACUGGCAUGUCAAACAUAUGAAUUAUCAUCGAAAAUUUCCUGAGAAAUUUUAUUUCGAAGGUUUGAAAUCUUCGGCCACUGAGGGCGAAGAAGAAGAAAAGAGCUCGGAUUCUUCUCAGCAAUAUUUGCCGGUUUAUUUUGGAAACUUGACUUUGAGAUUUCUUCCAGUUUUCGAUUUAGUUGUUCAUCGAUUUUUGGAAUUAAUGCCGGUAACGAAUUCGUUAGAAACAUUACUUGCUCAUCUUGGUCCGUUGUAUAAAUUCCAUGAACAACCCAUUACGUAUUUAUUCAAUACGUUGCAUUAUUAUGAAGCUAGAUUACGCGAUCGUCAUAGUUUGAAAAAAACUCUUGUUUCGACAAUUAUAGGAUCAAUGAAUGAUACAAAACCGCAGAACUGGGCAUUAUCUGAGCAAUACUUGAAUUACGCUGCUCAACAAGACAAUUGGAAACCUGAAAACAAUUAUUUUUGUAUGUUAGUGAGACGUCUUGUUGAUACAAUUGAUGGGAAACAUCCAGCACCGUUUCCAGCUUGCGAUUGGCGCUUUAAUGAAUUUCCAAACGCCGCUGCUCAUGCUCUUCACGUCACUUGUGUUGAGUUGAUGGCUUUACCAAUGCAACCUGAAUCUGUUGGUCUGGCUUUAAUGGAAGUUGUUCUCAAAAUGCAAUCUGUGAUAGAGCGCAAAUAUGUAAUGAUGUGGACCAAUGCUGUUGCUCUUUUACUCACAACUUUACCGGAAAUUUACUGGAAACCGUUACACACAGAAUUAGUGAAUGUAAUACAAUCACCAGCACUGAAUUCUUCUGCAGUCGGCAUGACAGAGUACCCGUAUUACUUGCUUAAAUUUUCCGAUCAGCACUUGUCUUUUUCUGACCAUUCUUGCACGCGUUUACUCGCUCUUACUCACGUAGUGUGGCAUCAUAUGGGAAUCGGACAGCUCUCACUCGUUCCGCAGUUUUUAAAAGAACAAGUCAAACCUAACGUAAUGACAGAACUGCAACUUUUGUAUGUCUUUCAUCUGAUCGGGCCGUUUUUGCCGAGGUUUCAGCAUGAGCGAACACGAUGUAUGAUUGACGUAGCAGUGGUUUUAUACGACAUGCUCUUGCAAGUCAGCGAAAAUUGUGAUGACAUACGUUUCAUGGAUGAAAUUGCCGACUUCUUAUAUCAUCUCAAGUACAUGCAUAUUGGAAUAGCGAUUAAUAAUCAAGUAGAAGGUAUUAUUGAUCGUUUGAAACCAGGCAUGCGGAAAAGAUUAAGGUUCAUCAUCCACACCGCAAGUGCCAAAGAACAGUUCAGAAGUCCGAGUGCACCGUCCUCUGCUAGUCACGGUGAUGGGACCUAAAGAUUGUGGAUACAAUUGGACUUGGAUACAAAUAAUUUUUUUUAUCUUCAGUAAAACCUUAGGACAAGUAAUAUGUAUACUUUAAGCAGCUUAUAUUUCAACAUUAAUAAGAUGGCUUAUCAUAUAGCGCAGGUUUUCCUAAACUUUCAAUCUUGCGACCCCUUUCAAUAAAUUGAAAGUUUCCGCAACCUCUGUUUACGUUUGAAAUGCUGAACCGUUCAAUGCAAGCAUGCCGCUUUUCUGAUCCUAUGUAUUUUCUCGAAAUCGCGAGAUUUAUGUUUUGCAAUAGCUUUAAUAAUUGUGUUUUGGAUCAGAAAUCUAAAAAGAUAUAAUAGCUAUAUUACCCUGUGUUAAAUUGAUGUACUCGACCCCCAAAAUUCGUUGCUCGAAUUCCCCCCCCUGUUCCUCAUGAAUGUUUCAUUGAUUGUGUGCUAUAGAAUACUAUAAAAAGCAGACAUUCAAAUAUUUACUCUUGUGUGGGUGGGGUAGGGUGUGUGGUUUUGAUUACAACACUGUCUUUAACUAAAUUCAUGUAGGCAAAAUCUCUUUUUUCUGAAUUUUUAUUUUAAAUAAUUUAUAAAUUUAGGAUAGGGGGAAAAUAAAACUGUAUAUCAUAGCCUAGCUAUCAUAAAGAUUUUAAUUUUUCCCAUGGACAUAAAUAUUUAGGUUUUUUUUCAAAAUAAUCAUGUUCCAAAUGACCUGGGUCUGUUUUUCGUAGUCAACCUGUACGAGGCUAUUUUUGGAAUGUUUGAUCACCCACCCAUAGUCUACAAUAUUUAUUCCAAUAUUUGUUUGUUGUGUUUGCUUUGCUUAGUUACUAUAUCAGUUUUACUGCUUUGUGUAUAUAUUGUGUUAUCAUGCAGACUUGGUUGUAUGGUUAAAUACUCCGAAUUUAUUCUGAAAAAAUUUUAUUCCCUAAUUGAAAAGGUUAGAAGUGUUGCACGAAUCCUUUAUUGUAGAGCAGGAAAUAGAGAGCCUUCAUAAAGUUCUGUAAUAAAUUAGGCCAGAAAAAACUUUGGGGUUUUUCGUGCAACUUAUGGUUGGUGUAUUAAAUGAGGUAAAAAACAAACCUGGUUAAGAUAUAUUGUGAACUGACUUUGUCACAAAGUCAAAAUUGUAUAAUUGGACUUUAUGAACACCCUGUAUAAUGGCCAUUUUCAAACCCAAUAGAAAUAUACAUUUAAGUAAUUGUUUAGUUUUGAGAAAUUUCUUCAGUUAAUUAACAGCAAUUUUACGUUGAUUAUUUUUAUUUUGUGCUUUUUGUGGUUCUACUUUGUUGUGACCUACAUUGAUAAUAAUAUUUGAUUUGCAGGCAAUAAUAAUUAAUUUGCAACAAGAGGUUGAUGCCUUUUUUCUUUUAUGAUUCUGCAGCUGUUCAUAGACUUUUGUUAUGAUCAAUAUACAUUAGUCAUUACCAAGAUCGAAGUAUUUUUAACUUGUUUGAACUUGUUCGUUUUAUUUGUAAUAUUUUAGAGCAAAGUUAAUCAGUCAUUCAGUGAAUAAUCGAUUACCCAUCAGCAUUUUGUAUUUACGGUACUUAUCGAUCUCGAUAAGUAUGUUGAUAGGUAUUUGUUUGUCUGUCUGUUUAUUUGUCUGUUAGAUGCAAGCGAUAUCUCACAAAAGCGAGGUUGAAUCUGCUCCAAAUUUUGCAUGUGCCUUCAUCAUAUUUCAGACCAGAAGCCUAUUGAUUUUGGAUGAAAUAUGUCGUAUAAUUAGCGAGUUAUUAAUUAAUCAGUGAUGGGACACACAGUGUCGCUAUGGAGUAAGAGCGGAUAAAUCGAAAUCGAAGUUUCUAUUUUGGGAAUCCCCUAACUUUCGAUCGACAAGUCUUCAGUCUCCGACUGAUAUUCUCGUUUUUAUGGUUUGCCCUUGCAUCCUAGUCUCGAAAACAAAGCUUCUUAUAAGCAGCCAUUGAUGCAACGAGACUAAAUGUUUCCAAUUAGCACUGUAAACUUAUUUGAAUGACUGCAGAUAUAUUCAAAACUCCCAUUCCAUUUUGAUAAUGUUUUUUACAUAUUAAUGGCCCUUUGAAAAAAACAAAAAUAUCAUCAUAGUUGAUGUUUGACGUUUGACGGUUUCGAUGAAAACCUGUUCAAAAAUGAAUUAAUAUUAACUAAAAUAUUGAAAUCCGGGCGCCCGAACAGUUGAAGAAUUAAUAGAGAGUUAAAUGGAAAGCCAAAUAGACCCUCUUUACCCUUCACAUCGCCAUGAGGAAGUUCAUUCUAAAAUUUUCAUCAAUAAUAUACAGGGUGGUUAAUAGAAAAACAGAAAAUUUGUCAAACAGUUAUUUCUUUUUACAAAGAAUAACUUUUACAAAGUUCUGUAAAGGCACAUGUUACAUUACACUCAAAGAUGCUCAAAAUGUCGUCCGUGCACUUCAUAGUAGUGUAACAAUUUAAAAGUCCAAGCUCAUGUAGCGUUUUGAAGAUUUACUUGUGGGAUAUCGUUCCGAGCUUGUUUUCAAAUCAUCAUUUGUAAAAAUAAAUAGCUGUUUGAAAAAUUUUCUGUUUUCCUAGCAACCACCACCAUAACAACAUGCCUUUGUUAGAAGAAUGUGUGACCACAGUGUUUAUAAGUGCGAUGAUGACUCAUUGAUCUUGUGUGAUUUCAUUGCUGUAUUAAUGAACCUGUGGUUUUGAACAGGCUGAGAUUUCAUCAUAUUCUCUUUUGUUUUGUGUUUAUUUUGUAUUCGCAUUAAAGCAUGCUAAUGCUGGGCUACUCAACUAUUUUUACCGAAGAUCCUCAUACAAAACUUAGAAAUUAUUUGGGUCCCGUCUUUCCAGAAUUUAUAUUUCGGCAUCCUUAAACGCACACUUCCUCGACCAGCUGAUGAUUAUUAGCUAAUCAAGAUUGUUUAUUAUGGUGUUAUAGUUUUUUUUCAUUUACCGGUAUAUUCAAACUAUAAAAGUCAUUUUAUAAAAGGAAACUUCACAAGUGGGAUUAUUGAUCCAAAAUAAAUAAUUAGGUGCGGUCUGAAUCAAAUACUCGAGAGGUGCGCCAGUUGAGUAGCUCUGUGCUAAUGUAUUGUGGCUUUUGUGCUGUGUUAUUAAUUAUGAAGUCUGGUAUAUUGUAGUACUACACUUGUGUAGAUAAGCAAAUUGUGUAGCGAUGCAAAUUGUCGCGAUACCGCAGCAUUCUUGCCUUCAUCUUCUCCAUAUUGGAAUGUUAAUUUAUGUGGAAUUGAUGUCCAACACCAAGUUAAAUUUGUUGGAUCUUUAGCAUGAGAAUGUCACAGAGUGGGCCAUACUUCCUUACAUAAAAAUUCAGUAAUUACUCCUGGAAAAAUAUUGACACUGACAGAUGACUUGACUUGAAAAUAGAUACAAAACUACCCUGCCAAUCUCAUUUGGAUAAGAACUGGAGAGAAGAAAUAAAAUGCCAAUUUUUUUGGUAUCAUUAUUGUAGAGCGCUAAUGUUAAGUUUUACUUGCUUUUCCCAUUCAAUUUCAAUCAUGUUCCUUUUGUAUUUAGA